AUGGGCAAUGAAUCGCUCUAUCUAGAUUUCGAACUUAAUGAUAACGGUCAUAUCGAUCCGUUUGUAAAAGAUGAGGACGAUUUGGGACUACAAGAACUUAUUCCACGGAUUCUACAAGAGCGCAACAAUUUUGCUGAUAUCACCGAGAAGGCACUCUUUGAUGAGAUUGAACUGCUCGGCGCUUCAAAGACCGUUGAUAAAGGUCUUGGAGAAAUCAAUGAGUCAGAAUCAAGAGCUCUAGCUUCAAAUUCAACAGAACAAGAAACCUUGCUGGAGAAAUUUAAUAUUCAAAAAUUAGAUUUAACCAGGAAUAUCAACAAUGCUUUAAAUGAAACAUCCUUAUCGCUUGAUUUUGUCUCGUUGCUUGUUGCUUCCGUCAAACCAAAUAUUGCCAAGAACACAAUGUCACCACAUUUACAGAAACUUAUCAAACCAUAUUCAUUGAACUCGGACAGAUUGGCUAAGGAGGAAGUAGGAACUUUGCAAAAGGAUACGGUUCGGUCGACAAAGAUAGGACAUGGCUGGAAAACUGAGGCAAACUCCAAAAUCAGAGAUUUGUUCAAGCAAUCAAGUGAGAAUUUAACAACACAGGUGAAGAAAGAGAAUAAAUAUUGGAACAUGAUUUGCUUAGUGUGGUCAAAUGACGAGGCGUUGUUUCGUAUGAGGGAUCCAGUGAAUAACGCAAGAGCAAUCGGCGUCAAGUAUGGAUACGGAGACUCUGGAUCAGAUUUUCAAGAUAAAGGGUUAGCUUUGUUUCGCAAAAAUGUCCAAACUGGCGAGGUAUCCUUUCACCCGCUAUCAAACAUUGGUAACAAACUUGGUGCUAAGACAUACCGCUAUGUUCGGGUACGAAUUUUGAGCAGAAUAGAUUCUGAUUUCAUGCUAACAGGACAGUCCGUAUUUGACUACAAGUACAAAAAAUCGUCUCAUGAUAUCAUAAAUGAUAUAGAGAUGGCGAGAUUUUUCCUUUUUGAAGAAGAUUUAUUCUAUCAGAUCAGUAGAGAAGCUACGUUCUUGCUUAGCUAUAAUGUCUCGGUAUCCGCAAACAAAGUCUCGAUCGAAACUGAGAAUGAAAUAAUUGAAUUUGAAAACGUUCUUUACGACGAAGCAAAUGAGGAAGAGCUUGAAAACUACUAUCAAAACGUGAGUUCGGUGUCUUCCAUCAAUAACAAAAAGUGUCAAUUGAUAUUAAUCUAUUUGAAGUUGAUGCUUUGUUGUUUUUACAGGUACAACCUAAAGUUGAAGCAGAAAGUUCCCACAUCUUUGACAAAAUGGAAGCAAAGCAAUUCGCAUCCGUUGAUCUUACGCCCACUCAUGGGUAAUAUACGCCACAAUAAAUAUUUGGAUGAAGUGAAUGAGAUUCUAGUCAACUUGGCACAACAAUUCAAUUUAGAUCCAACGGUAAAGCUUGAAAAAUACACGAGCUUAGAUGGUAAACUGUCCAACCCUUUCAAGAGGUCAAUCGAAAUCCCCAACUCGAUUUUCACCUGGACUGUGCAAAAUCAAAAUGGCAACGUCUUGAAUGUGGUGAUAAGUGUAACAAGUAAUGAAGUCUUUGUUGAUUUGAUUACUAAAUUAACUGUUACUAGAUUCGAUUCUUCGAAGACCUUUCUGAGUAAUGUGAAUGGUGUAAAUGUAUUGCAGAAUGACUACUACGAUGCAGGUGAUUUGAAAGAAUCGCUAGAAUGGCUAAUUUGUGACUUCAAUUCGUCCUAA
Molecule: messenger RNA, 1716 nt
Organism: Lodderomyces orthopsilosis Co 90-125
Lineage: Eukaryota; Fungi; Ascomycota; Pichiomycetes; Serinales; Debaryomycetaceae
Gene: MED17
Product: Med17p
Exons: 2
Coding region: 1-1716 (571 amino acids)
Biological process (GO): regulation of transcription by RNA polymerase II
Cellular component (GO): core mediator complex; mediator complex
Molecular function (GO): transcription coregulator activity
Source: RefSeq, a predicted model, not a curated record